Messenger RNA from Plasmodium relictum, 4116 nucleotides. RefSeq names its product eukaryotic initiation factor 2alpha kinase 1, putative (gene IK1). Gene Ontology annotation, molecular function: ATP binding; protein kinase activity. Gene Ontology annotation, biological process: protein phosphorylation. Lineage: Eukaryota; Apicomplexa; Aconoidasida; Haemosporida; Plasmodiidae. Bases 1 to 4116 code for a protein of 1371 amino acids. The transcript has 2 exons. The record is from RefSeq and is a predicted model, not a curated record.
AUGAUAAAUGAAGACAAGACAGUUAUUUCUGCUGAAAAUAUUAUGAAUGAUAUAUAUGUACUUAACAUAAAUAAAAAUAUUGAUAUAGAUAUUAUUCAAGAGGGAUUACUCAAUAUAGGUGAUGAAGAUUCUAAUAGUAUAUUAUUUUUAGAAGAAAAUAGUAAUUCAAAGCAUGAACUAACAGUACUUAAUGUAAAUCUAAAAGUAGAUAAAAAAAAUCAUAUUCCUAACAAACAAGAAUUAAAGUAUACUGACAUUGAAGUAACUAUUGAUUUUAAUAAAAAAAAAUUCAUUUAUAACUUAGAUAAUUCAAAAAUGCAUAAAUGUUAUUAUUUUAAAAUAAAAAAUAAAUUAGAUUAUAUUAUAAAAGAAGAAUUAAAUUUUAAAGAAAGCAUUUUAUAUAUAUACAAUGCUAUCAAUAAUAAAAAUUAUAUGAAAUGUUCCUGUUGCAUAAAUGAAAAUAGCGUUAUAUUAAAUACUGAAAACAGAGAGCAUUCUUUGCAUCACAAUCAAAAUAAUAUAAAAGCUCAAGAUAAUGAAAAAAAUGAUAUUAAGAAGUUUAUAAUAAAAGAUAAAUACAUAAAUGAAAGAAAAUUGAAUGAGGAAAAAAAUACUCCAUUUUUAAAUAAAGAUACAGAAUCGAAUAAUAUUUGCUCUUCCUUUGAAACAAGUAUAUUUUCAAAUAGUGGAAAAAAUGAAUUAAGUCAAAAAAAACAAGGUAAAUCGUAUUAUACUAAAGGUAUUCCAAAUGAAAUAAUUAAGAGCAAGUAUACUGAAGUAAAAAAUAUUAGAGAAUCAAAAAAAGAAAAGAACAAAAAAGAAGAAAAAGAAAAAAAUGAUUUAAAGAGAAUACAUGAGGAUUUAGAAUCUUUAACAGGUAAGGAAAUAAAUGAAGAUAUAUAUAAAUUAAAAUGUUAUAAUGAAGAAAUAAAAAAAAAAAAUGAUGAAAUAUUAUUUUCAAUAGAAGAUGCUGAAGAAAUAAGUAAUUUUCUUAAAGAAAACAUAAAUAAGAAAAAUGAAACUAAUAAUAUGAUGGUAGAAAAUGAUGAAAAAAAUAUUGAAAAGGGUGAAGAAAAAGAAGAUGAAGGGGAAGAAGAAAGAAAAAAAAAAAAAAUAAUGAAAAAUAUAAAUGAAAGUAUACCUUUAACAAUUAUUUUAUCCAAUAAAGGGAAUGAAAUAUGCAAAAGGAUAAUUGAAAAGUACUCAAGAUAUUAUAGAGAUUUCGUAGAAGAAAAAAUUUUAGGUUGUGGAGGAUUUGGCUAUGUAAUGAAAGUAAAAAAUAAAAGAUUUAACAUUACAUAUGCAUUAAAAAAGAUAACUUUAAACAAUUAUAAAAAAGGGAAUUAUUUAAAUAAAAAGUUUGAUAUGAAUGAGAAUGAAAAUAAUAGUUAUAUAAUGGAAGAGGCAAUAAUGAUUGCAAAAUUACAACACGAAAACAUUGUAAGGUAUUAUGAUGCUUGGGUAGAAAAUAAUAUUGAUUUUUAUUUAUAUAAUGAAAUAUUAAAUAAAAAUGAGAAUAAGGAAAAUAAAAAGAAAGAUAUCUAUAUAGAAGAAAUAAAAACCUUGUGUAAUUAUUAUAAAAAAAAUAAAGAUAAUAAUAUUUAUGAUAAAUAUUUAUAUAUAUUAAUGGAAUAUUGCCCAGGAAAAACUUUAAGAGAAGCAAUAGAUUGCGGUUUUAUAUAUAAAAAUGAAAAACUAAUAUGGGAAUUGAUUAAACAAAUUUUAAAGGGAAUAUCAUAUAUUCAUGACAUGAAAAUAAUACACAGAGAUAUAAAGCCAUCCAAUAUUUUUUUACAAAUAAGUGAUAAUAUUUUAACAGCUAAAAUAGGAGACUUUGGAUUAACAACAAAAAUUGAUAAUAAUAAAAUGAAUCCAUCAGCAGGAACAGUUCACUAUAUAUCACCUGAACAAUUAAAUGGAGAACAUUUUGAUGAAAAGGCUGAUCUUUUUUCAUUAGGUGUAGUGUUUUUUGAAAUGUUUCAUGAACCUUUUUCUACAUCAAUGGAAAGAUCAAUUGUUCUGUCUAAUUUAUUAAAAGGUAUAUAUCCUGAGUAUAUGAAAUCAGACCAGAAAAAAUUUCAAUUUUUAUCUAGUUUAUUAGCUAUAAAUCCUCAGGAUAGGUCUUGUGCUUAUAAUUUAUUGCAUGAUAACUUUCUUUUUUCUUUUGAAAAAGAUUUUACGGAAAUUUAUAAUUUAGUAGAAAAUAAAAGAAAUUGUGAAGAAGUUCAUACAAUUAUCAGUACACUAUUUGAUAAAUUUGACAAUAUGAAAGAAGAAAAAACAAAAAAAAAAGAAGAUUUCUUAACUUUUCAAACAGCUAAAGUAUUUACUGAAGACACAGAAAUAAAAAAAAGUAUUAAAAAAAAAAUUAUAAAAUCUCUUAAAAAUAGAGGUGCCAUUUUCAUUAUUACACCCAUUAUCUUACUAAAUAAAUACUACAUUGAUUUUGAUAAUACUUUUAUUGAUGAAUAUAAUAGUUCUUAUAAUUCAAAUAAAAAAAAGGAAAAUAAAAUAACCAAUAUUUAUAUUAAUACAAAUAAAAAUAAAAACUUUAAUAAUUUAUUGUAUUUGUUAGAUAUACAUGGAAAUACGAUUACAUUACGUUUUUCUUUUUUUUUGUCUUUUUCUGAAUAUAUAUACGAAAAUAUUGAAUCAUAUAAUAAAUAUAAUGAAGCUAAUUUUUUUUUAAAAUUUUAUACAUACGGCUUUACAUAUAAAAACCAAUUAAUUAAAAAUAAGCAAAUCAAAAAGGAUAUUAAUUCAAUAUAUCCAGAAGAGAUAGAAAAGAUAUUUUAUUGUAUUUUAAUUAGCUCUAAGAAUAUAUAUGGGCAAGAAGAAUUGAAUUAUCUUUCUAUAUUCUCUAAUGCAGAUAUAUUGGUAUCUAUAUACACUUUAUAUAAUCAUAUAUCAUAUUUUAAUAAACUAUUGUUUGUGUGGUCAUAUAUAGAUUUACUUCCCGUAAUAUUAAAUGAAUGUUUCGAAAUUCCUGAAGAUGUGUCAUAUGAAUUAAGUGUUCAUUUAAAAAAAAAUUCCAUUUUAUUAGUUAAUAAGUCAUCAAUUAUUGCUAUAGUUCAAAAAUAUAAAAUAAAUAAUAUAUCAAAAAUAUCGGAUUAUAUAUUUAGUUUAUUUCAACUUAAGUGUGAAAACAAUAAAGUAGAUGAAUAUUUAAACACUUUAAAUAAAUUUAUAUUAGAUAUAUUAAGCAAAAAGGAUUCACUUUUGAAUAAUAAAAGUAAUAGUACAUAUAUGGAUAUAGCAAAUGUAAGUAGUAGUAGUUUAGCCAAAGCAGCAUGUGAUAUUUUAAAUAAGAAUAACAUUUUACAUGAAAAUGAAGAAAUAAAUAAAAUGAAAAUUUUUUUAUUAUUAGAUAAGGUAAAAAAAAUUAAUAAUUUUAUAGGAACAAAUUCCAUAAUAGAUAACACAUCUUUCGAUUUAUUUUUAAAUUAUGAGGAAAGCAUAUUUUCCAAUGAAAUUAUAUUUUAUGUGAUAUCUGAAAGUAAAAACAAAGAUAUAAUAGCAUAUGGAGGAAAAUUUGAUAAAAUUAUUCAAAAUAUGAAUUCUAAUAAUAAGAAUUUAUUAAAUAUAAAGGCAUAUGGUGUAGAAGUUUAUUUAGAAAAAAUAUAUUUAAAGGUAAUAGAAUCAAAUGAAAAAUUAUCAUUUAAUAUGCAAUCAAAUGCAACAUCAGAAAAGUCACAAAUGUUCAAAAAUUUUUUAUUAUCAGUUGAUCAAAAUAACUUUUCAUGUACAAAUCAAUUUAUUCAAUCAUCUUUAAACAAUCAUCUUAAUUAUUCUUCACCAAAAGUUUUAAUUCAAGUAUAUGAAAUAAUGAACUUAUUAAUUGCAUAUGAUUUAUCAAAAAAAUUGCUAAGUAAAAAUAUAUCCUCAUAUACUUAUUUUUCUGUUAGUGCAAAUUUAAAAAAAAAAAUGAAAAAUUUCAAACCAAACAAGAUUCAUUUUAUUAUUACAAUUAAAUCCAAUAGUAAUGAUACUUCAUUUAAUCCUCUAAAUCCUAUUAAAUUUAAUGAAGUUACAUAUAAAAUUUUUAAUGCUAAUAAUCAAGAGUAUAACUAUAUGCAACAAGAAGAAUUAAUAAAUUACAUAAUUAAAAAUAUUUAG